UACUAUAUCGUCCAUUGCUUUUCUGCAUACCUUAUCAUAAGGAGGCAUCAUCAUUAUCUUUCGUACUAUCUCAAUUCCCCUGCACUUACCUCAUCAAGAAAGAAAGAAAGAAGAUGGAUGACCUUGCAUUUUCGUUGGCAAACAGACUCAUUGAAAAGCUCAUCUCCAUUGCUUCUGAGGAGAUUUGCUUGGCGUGGGGCGUUAAAGCGAAUGUGCAGAAGCUUGGAAGCACCAUGUCGACCAUCAAAGACGUCCUCUUGGAUGCCGAAGAGAAGCAAGCACAUAACAGUGAGCUACGCAGUUGGCUACAACAACUUAAAGAUGUGUUCCUUGAUGCGGAGGAUCUGUUGGACGAGUUUGAGUGCGAAGCUUUGCGAAGGCAAGUGGUUCAUGGCAGUGGCACAAAUAGAAAGGUACGCCAUUUCUUUUCCCGCUCUAAUCCAGUUGCAUUCCGCUUGCGAGUAGGUCAUGGAAUUAAGAAGAUAAGAGAAAGGUUACAUGAGCUUAAAGACGAUAAGAAUUUUGCUGAUCAUGGGAGGGAGAAUAGGAAUACGACCCACUCCUUUGUCCGUGCUUCGGAGGUUAUUGGUAGAGAAACAGAAAAAAAUAAGGUUGUUGAUCUUCUAAUGGUACAAGGCAAUGAUCAUCAAAGUGAGGAUAAUGGGAAUGUAUCUGUUAUUCCGAUAGUGGGAUUUGGAGGUUUAGGGAAGACCACACUUGCGAAGUUGGUGUACAAUGAUGAGAGAGUCGUUGGGAGUUUUGAAUUAAGAAUGUGGCAGUCUGUGACAGUGGACUUUGAUGUUACUAGAUUGACAAGAGAGAUCCUCGGCUCUGCAUUAGGUACGAAGAUCAGUGAAGGGUCGUCUCUGGAUCAGUUACAAGAACAACUACGAGACGCUUUAAAGGAUAAGAAAUUUCUACUUGUCUUGGAUGAUGUGUGGAACGAAGAUUGUAUCAAAUGGAGCGAGUUGAGAGAUUUAUUGAUAGAGGGGGCCAAGGUGGGAACUAAGAUUUUGGUGACGACACGGAAUAUCUCAGUUGCUUCAAUCAUGGGGACAGUUGGAAACAUAAAUUUAGACAUUCUCUCUUUUGAGGAUUGUUUGUCUUUGUUUGUAAAGUGUGCAUUUAAAGAAGGACAAGAAAGACAUCAUCCAAGCCUUUAUGAAAUGGGAAAAGAUAUUGUAAGAAAGUGCGGAGGGGUUCCCUUAGCUGUGAAAACCUUAGGGAGUCAACUUUACUCAAAGACUGAUGACCGUCAAUGGAGAUUGAUUAGAGAUUCUGAGAUAUGGGAACUAGAACGAGAUGGAGCUGGUCACAUUCUACCUGCUUUGAGAGUGAGUUAUACUCAAUUGCCCUCUCAUUUGAAACAGUGUCUUGCUUCUUGUUCAAUUCUUUCAAAGAAUUACAUUGAAUUUGAUAGCAGGGAAGUGAUCAAUCAUUGGAUGGCACAUGGAAUCCUUGAAUCUCGUGAUCAUGGGAAUAUGGAGUUGGAAGAUGUUGGUGAGCUAUAUUUCAACGAGUUAUGGGAGAGAUCUUUCUUUCAAAAUGUUAAUGAUCACAUUUUCUUCUAUAAUUUUGAUAUGCAUGAUCUCAUCCACGACCUUGUACAGUUAGUCACACAAGGUGAGAGUUUUACAGUAGACUCUGCAUGCACCAAAGGCAUCCCUGAAAAUGUUAGGCAUCUUACAAUUUUGGAAAUUGGCCAAAAUGUUUCAACAGCCUUGCAAAAGUUGAACAAAGUGCGAGGUACCGAGUUGUAUAACUAUUGAUGGAUCCUUCCUCUGCACAUGCAUUUCAAGAUUCAUAUAUCUGCGGGUGCUUAAGUUUGUCAAUGUAUCAGUGGAAGUGUUGCCAAAUUCCAUUGGUUCUUUGAAGCAUUUGAGAAGCCUGGACUUCUAUCAAAGUGAAGGAAUCACCGAACUACCCAAUUCAUUUUGUGAGUUGCAGAGCUUGCAAAGUCUGAGUCUCGGUGGAUGUGUGAAUCUUGAAGUGUUGCCUAGAGACAUGAGAAAGUUGAUCAGCCUUAGAUACCUUGAAUUAACCACAAAACAAUCAAGUUUUCCAGAGAAUGGAGUGGGAUGCUUGACAUCACUUCGAUAUCUUUGUAUUCAGGAUUGUAGUUAUCUAACGUGUUUGCCGCAUGAUACGAGUUAUCUUGCGUCAUUAUGCACUCUGACCAUACUUAAUUGUAAACAACUUGAUUUGGUGAUGGAAAACUAUCAAGUAAUUCCACUAAGGCUCAAAAAAUUGGGGAUUGUAGGAUUCCCACGAAUGGUGGCAUUGCCUGAAUGGUUUCAAGGAGCCACAAACACACUACAAGUCUUGGUUAUUGGGGAUUGUGAGAACUUGGAGGCAUUACCUGGGUGGUUGACGAGUUUCACAUCGCUUAGAAUGGUUGGCCUCAAAUCAUGUUCCAAACUGUUGUCUUUGCCAGAGAAGAUGCAUCGCCUCACUGCCUUAACAACACUUAGAAUCAGAAAGUGUCCUGAUCUGGAGAGGAGAUGCCAGCGCGACACAGGAGAAGAUUGGCAAAAGAUUUCUCAUGUUCCAAAUGUUGAUUGUGAAUAGAAUCAUGGGCACUGUCUUUAAUGCCUCUCAGUUUCUCUGUUUGUGUUUGUGUUUGUUUUUGUAUAGUCUAAUAUUUUCUUGUUUUUGGGUUGCUUGUAUUUUGUUCAGGUCGAUGUAAAUUGUGUUGAUUUAUUAUUUCAGUAGAUUUAAGCA
Malus domestica (apple) is the source of this 2721-nucleotide messenger RNA. The record is from RefSeq and is a predicted model, not a curated record. Lineage: Eukaryota; Viridiplantae; Streptophyta; Magnoliopsida; Rosales; Rosaceae.